Messenger RNA from Arabis nemorensis, 1953 nucleotides. NCBI's taxonomy places the organism in Eukaryota, Viridiplantae, Streptophyta, Magnoliopsida, Brassicales, Brassicaceae. The record is from the annotation of a GenBank genome assembly.
AUGGGGAGUUUUUGCUCCAAGAGUCUUGGGAUCAAUUUUGGCAGUGAAUAUUCAGGUUCAAGUGUGGCUGAUGAUGGUCGAGAACCUGAUUUUGGCUACACACAACCACCUGGCCAAACCAGUUUGAUUGGUCCUGGUAUGAGGCAGUGUAUGGUUAAAGACGUCCAAGAGCAAAACCAAUUGAAAGAUGUGUUCUCUUUCCGGGAAAGGGAAGUAGAAGAUAAUUUCUAUGAUGGGAUUCCGAGGUUACCAAUGGUUCCAUCGCAGAAACUCCGGUCUGCAAAAUCUACUCAAAACGCAGUUUCAAAGGUUACAGAGGCAAGUGUACUUUUAGGCAAAGCUGGGUUAGGUAAAGCAAAGGAUGUUUUGGAUACUCUUGGGAGUAGCAUGACGGAUCUUAGCAGCGGUGGAUUUACUUCUGGAGUUGCAACCAAAGGCAAUGAACUAGGGAUCUUAGCUUUUGAAGUGGCAAACACAAUUGUGAAAAGCUCAAAUCUCAUUGAAUCCCUUUCUAAGAGGAACAUCAAGCAUUUGAAAGAAACUGUCCUUUAUUCCGAGGGUGUUCAAAAUCUUGUCUCGAAUGAUUUCGUUGAACUGCUCAGACUUGUUGCUGCUGAUAAGAGGCAGGAACUGCAAGUUUUCUCAGGAGAAGUGGUUCGGUUUGGAAACCGAUCCAAAGAUAUUCAGUGGCAUAAUUUACAGCGCUACUUCGACAGGAUCAGCAAAGAAUUAACCCCUCAAAGGCAGUUGAAGGAAGACGCGGUGUUUGUUGUUGAACAACUGAUGGUUCUAGUGCAGUAUACUGCUGAACUAUACCAAGAACUCCAAGUAUUGGAUCGAUUGGAGAAAGACUAUGAGCAUAGGCGUCGAGAAGAAGAGAACUCAGCUACUAGCGGUAAGGGAGAGGGCCUUGCAAUCUUAAAAACAGAACUUAAAUCCCAGAGAAAGAUAGUGAAAAGCUUAAAGAAAAAGUCGUUGUGGUCGAGAGGUUUUGAAGAGGUGAUGGAGAAACUAGUAGAUAUUGUACAUUUCUUGUUGCUAGAGAUUCAUAGUAUCUUUGAUGGUGCCGAUGAUCAACCAUCGAAGAAAGGAGCUGCAGAUUAUGAUAAAAGAUUGGGACCUGCUGGUCUUGCUUUGCAUUAUGCAAAUAUGAUUAUGCAGAUUGAUACACUUGUUGCUCGUGCGAGCUCUAUAACUUCAAAUGCAAGGGAUUCUCUAUACCAAAGCUUGCCACCUGGUAUAAAAUUGGCUCUUCGUUCCAAGAUUAAAUCUUUCAAUGUCGAUAAGGAGCUUUCGGUGACACAAAUUAAGGAUGAGAUGGAGAGGACACUGCAUUGGCUUGUCCCUGUUGCAGCUAACACAACCAAAGCUCAUCAUGGUUUCGGUUGGGUUGGAGAGUGGGCAAAUACAGGGACUGAUUUCACUAGUAAGCCGAGUGGUGGAGAUAUACUCCGUAUUGAAACACUCUAUCAUGCUAGUAAAGAAAAGACAGAGAUAUACAUUCUUGGACAGAUCAUUUGGUUACAACAUUUGGUUACAAAAGCAAAAAGCGAUGCUCGAGUAGCUCCUAGACUUUCUUCUAUCAAGUCUCCAGAGAAUACUACGAACAAGCAAUUGAUGUCUGAACCAUCGAGUGGUGUCCCUUUAGUAACAGAUGAGGAGCAAAAGAUGUUACAAGAGGCAAGCAAAAGAAAGAAAACGCCAUGUGUUAGCAAGAGUCAAGAUUUUGAUACCGAGUACUCGCGGGCGAGAAAGUGUGACCCUUUGAGCAAAAGCAGUGAAUAUUUUCGUGGAGUAAGAAGAAGCAAAUCAGCUGCGGUGAAAAGGUUUCCUUCAGGUUUUCCGCUUCUUGAUUUCGUUAUCGACAAGGAAAAAGUGUUGGAUGUGAUCGACCGGGUUGAUGUGCCAAGAGAUUACAAAGCAUUGUUGAAAGAAGGUAGCUUAAGCUUCUAA